Molecule: messenger RNA, 5193 nt
Organism: Propithecus coquereli (Coquerel's sifaka)
Lineage: Eukaryota; Metazoa; Chordata; Mammalia; Primates; Indriidae
Gene: WDR26
Product: WD repeat domain 26
Exons: 14
Coding region: 347-2332 (661 amino acids)
Biological process (GO): proteasome-mediated ubiquitin-dependent protein catabolic process
Cellular component (GO): GID complex
Molecular function (GO): protein binding
Source: RefSeq, a predicted model, not a curated record
CCCCUGCCUCCCCUCCCCCGCCUCGCCCCACCGGCUUCCCACCACGGCCUCUCUCGGCGAGGAAACUCUGGCCUCCGCUUCCUCCUCCUCCGACUCGGACACCGGCGGAGCCUCCCCGCCCCCGCGGAAGAAACCCCGAGCCUCGGCGGCGGAGGGAGCAGGAGAGCCCGGGGCUUCGGCAGGCAGAGCAGGCCUCUCCCCUCCGUCCUCGUCGUCCUCGUCCUCGUCCUCCUCCUCCUCCUCCUCCGUGGUGGUAGUGGUGGGACUCCCCCCGGCUGCUGCCCCUUCCGCCGCCGGUGCCGUCCCCCACCGAAGUAGCGGCCACAGCCUGGUCAGCGGUAGCAUCAUGCAGGCCAACGGGGCAGGAGGAGGAGGAGGAGGUGGUGGCGGCGGCGGUGGAGGAGGAGGGGGCGGCGGGGGCCAGGGACAGACCCAGGAACUCGCCUGCCUGUCGGCCCAGAACGGGGAGUCUUCCCCCUCAUCGUCGUCGUCGGCGGGGGACCUGGCCCACGCCAAUGGGCUCCUGCCUUCCGCCCCCUCCGCCGCCAGCAACAAUAGCAACAGCCUGAAUGUCAAUAACGGGGUCCCCGGCGGGGCGGCCGCCGCAGCCUCAGCCUCCGUCGCAGCUGCCUCCGCCACCACCGCCGCCUCCUCUUCCUUGGCCACCCCAGAGCUGGGCAGCAGCCUCAAGAAGAAGAAGCGGCUCUCCCAGUCAGACGAGGAUGUCAUUAGGCUAAUAGGACAGCACUUGAAUGGCUUAGGGCUCAACCAGACUGUUGAUCUCCUCAUGCAAGAGUCAGGAUGUCGUUUAGAACAUCCUUCUGCUACCAAAUUCCGAAAUCAUGUCAUGGAAGGAGACUGGGAUAAGGCAGAAAAUGACCUGAAUGAACUAAAGCCUUUAGUGCAUUCUCCUCAUGCUAUUGUGGUAAGAGGCGCACUUGAAAUCUCUCAAACGUUGUUGGGAAUAAUUGUGAGGAUGAAGUUUUUGCUGCUGCAGCAGAAGUACCUAGAAUACCUGGAGGAUGGCAAGGUCCUAGAGGCACUUCAAGUUCUACGCUGUGAAUUGACGCCGCUGAAAUACAAUACAGAGCGCAUUCAUGUUCUUAGUGGGUAUCUGAUGUGUAGCCAUGCGGAAGACCUACGUGCAAAAGCAGAGUGGGAAGGCAAAGGGACAGCUUCCCGAUCCAAAUUGUUGGACAAACUUCAGACCUAUUUACCACCAUCAGUGAUGCUUCCCCCACGGCGUUUACAGACUCUUCUGCGGCAGGCAGUGGAACUACAAAGGGAUCGGUGCCUAUAUCACAAUACCAAACUUGAUAAUAAUCUAGAUUCUGUGUCUCUGCUUAUAGAUCAUGUUUGUAGUAGGAGGCAGUUCCCCUGUUAUACUCAGCAGAUACUUACGGAGCACUGUAAUGAAGUGUGGUUCUGUAAAUUCUCUAACGAUGGCACUAAACUAGCAACAGGAUCGAAAGAUACGACAGUCAUCAUAUGGCAGGUUGAUCCGGAUACACACCUGCUAAAACUGCUUAAAACGUUAGAAGGACAUGCUUAUGGCGUUUCUUAUAUUGCAUGGAGUCCAGAUGACAACUAUCUUGUUGCUUGUGGCCCAGAUGACUGCUCUGAGCUUUGGCUUUGGAAUGUACAAACAGGAGAACUGAGGACAAAAAUGAGCCAGUCUCAUGAAGACAGUUUAACAAGUGUGGCUUGGAAUCCAGAUGGGAAGCGCUUUGUGACUGGAGGUCAGCGUGGGCAGUUCUAUCAGUGUGAUUUAGACGGUAAUCUCCUUGACUCUUGGGAAGGGGUGAGAGUGCAAUGCCUUUGGUGCUUGAGUGACGGGAAGACUGUUCUGGCAUCAGAUACACACCAGCGAAUUCGGGGAUAUAACUUCGAGGACCUUACGGAUAGGAACAUAGUACAAGAAGAUCAUCCUAUUAUGUCUUUUACUAUUUCAAAAAAUGGCCGAUUAGCUUUGUUAAAUGUAGCAACUCAGGGAGUUCAUUUAUGGGACUUGCAAGACAGAGUUUUAGUAAGAAAGUAUCAAGGUGUUACACAAGGGUUUUAUACAAUUCAUUCAUGUUUUGGAGGCCAUAAUGAAGACUUCAUCGCCAGUGGCAGUGAAGAUCACAAGGUUUACAUCUGGCACAAACGUAGUGAACUGCCAAUUGCGGAGCUGACAGGGCAUACACGUACAGUAAACUGUGUGAGCUGGAACCCACAGAUUCCAUCCAUGAUGGCCAGCGCCUCAGAUGAUGGCACUGUUAGAAUAUGGGGACCAGCACCUUUUAUAGACCACCAGAAUAUUGAAGAGGAAUGCAGUAGCAUGGAUAGUUGAUGGCGAAUUUGGAGGAGACGACUUCUGUUUAACUUAAAAUUAGUCGUAUUUUAAUGGCUUGGGAUUUGGUGCAAACAAACAUGAUUGAUAGCUGGACAGACAUGCUCGUCAUGAAAAAAGAACCAUUUCUGAAGCCCGAUUGGGGCCAAACAUUUACACCUUGCUUCAUAGUAACCAGUUGAGAUGAAGCACGUCGUUAGAACGUUUUUGGACACCAUGUUGAAUUAUCCCCCCAUCGGUUGUGAAGAACUGUGCUACAUUCAGGCUUACCCAUUGAACUCAGUAUAUAUAUUUUUUUCCCUCCUGCCUUUUGUCUGGCAGGAUACCAUUCUUGUUGCUCUUCUGUGUAAUGAAGUUUAAAUGCUUGUUUGGAAAACUUUAUUUAACAGUUUAGAAGGCUUGAUAGGAAGAGUGCAUUAGUCUGAAGAGUAUACAUUGGAUAGGAAAGAAUUUCCUUCUUUUGUUUCUCCAAAUCUUUCCGCCUUAUUUAGCUUGAGAUCUUUGCAGCUUGGUUCAUGGAUUCUAGCCUUGCCCGUUGCGCAGUAUAUACUGAUCCAGAUGAUAAACCAGUGAACUAUGUCAAAAGCACUCUCAAUAUUACAUUUGACAAAAAGUUUUGUACUUUUCACAUAGCUUGUUGCCCUGUAAAAGGGUUAACAGCACAAUUUUUUAAAAAUAAAUUAAGAAGUAUUUAUAGGAUUAAAGUGAAUUCAUUUGUAUACAUUUGGAAUCUAAACCAGCUUAAAAACAGUUUCCUGACUUAGAUACGCAGUUUAACUGAUGCUCUUCCGGAAUACCACAUGAGACAUGGUCAGAAACAGUGCUUGGAAUGACAUUACACAGGAAAUUCAGAGUAAUACUUUGAAGGUUUUCCCCCUUUUGUUUUAUUCCUGAAGGAACAUCAGUACCCAACCUUGAAGAAAUUCAAGAUUCAAAAAGAGAAUUUUAAAUAUACCAUAAGAGAUCAGUAGCCAGUUCAUUUUCAGUAAAGCUUAUUCUAAGUUGUUCUCAACUUGGGAAGUCAUUUUGGUGUGAUCUAGCAAGACAGUAGAAAUUGGCAGAUAAAACCACUUUGGAAGUUUAUAGUGUAAUUGAAAUUGUUGGAAGAAUUCAGCAGGUUACAAAAACAUACUUAAACUGGGAUUGAAACCUCAUAGUCAUUUCCUUAAUUGCCCUUAAUAUUUUGACAUAUAGGAUACAUAAAUUUAAAGAAUAUUGCUUCUCAGUCUUUCAGAUAUUGCCAUAUUGAACCUCAUUCUAAACUGGUGCUGUGGGUAGUCUUUCCCUCUCCCCUCCCCUUUUAGUUAAAGGAAAGAUUUCCUUCAUGGAAAAGCACUUUUAAUUUUGAGAAUUUCACACUUAAAAUAAGCCAAACGCCUGAUGUUCACAUUGUGCUUUUAAGCCCCAUAACAGCUGAAUACAACAUAGUCUCCCUUGAAAUUCCCUCCCUUUUUCAGUAGAGGAUAAAUAGGGUGAUCACCGCUGUUAUGUUGGGGAGAGGAGUGGGAAUACCCCCAAAAUAAGGUUCUAGUGAAGAAAAGUCUUGUACUAAGUUCCCCUUUAGGCCUAGCCAAGUCUAUAAUAUUACCAUGAGUAGACUCCUUCAGGAUCCACAAAGAAGAGAAAGGCUUGAAUAUCAAAUUCUUCCAUUGUAGGGUGGGGGGUAGGGGAUGGCAGCAGGGAGAAAGGGGAAAGUCAGGGAAGGGGAGAAGAAAGAAAAACACAUUUGGCCUUAAAACAGCAUGCAUUCUCCCAAAAAGCCCAUAGUAAGAGAAAAUGACAGAUCGUGGUCAGCAGAUUAUUUUAUCAAAUUGGUAUGUAAAAGAUUUCUUUAAGCUCCAUUUUUGCAGAGACCACCACUUAGAGAAUCAAAGAAUUCCUGUUUUGAUACUUCUAAGUUAAAAUAACUAUAUGUUACAAUUUAUCUGGUAUUUCAUUUUUCUUAACUAAAAUUACUUUUUACUUUAAGCUUGAAUAAAAAUCUUCAUUGGUAACUGUAUAUAAUUAAGUGGCAACUUCUCUUUACCUCAGUACAGUUAAAACCAUUCAUAUUUUAAGUGAUUCAUGUAUACCCUGAAGCCAUUAAUACACCCCAGUCUCUACAGUAACAUCACUAACAAAAUGUGGGCAUAGAAACUCCACAGCUGUUUACAAAUUUGGUUACAGUGUGCUAUGGUACAUUUGUAACAUUCACUGAGAUUUGUGCCCAUUCAGGGGCAGUUUGGCACUCAGAUUCUACUAUCUACUUCACCCAGCCACCCCUAGAUCUGAGUUUUCAGUGUGCUUCUGAAGUACAGUUAAAAACACUUUAAAAAAGUGGAGUAAAAGUGAGGCACAUUUUACAAGAACAUAACUCCUAUCAGAAUGGAGUAGCAACUAUGCAAAGGUUUCUGUAGCAGCUAGGCGAGUUUGUUUUCCAGAUCUGUCUUAACUGGCAGCUUCCUCUAUAUACUGGUACUUUGCUGUGCCAAUUUGCUGUAAACGUCUGUUUCAUACAUUUGCCACGCAGUGACUGUGCUAGAAAGGUGAUAUAGAGAAGAAAGCUAGGAUUUUAUGGUAUGACAACAUGAUAGCAGGAUUUUCUAAUCCAUAGGUAUUAACUGAAAACUUCUGAUAGUGCUAUAGACUGUAUAGUAGGCUUAAGAGUGAGAAUACUAGCAAGCCAGCCACAAGAUACUAACAAAUGUAUAAUUUGAAAAGUACCAAUACUUUUUGCACAUAGAUCAAAAUAGAUGGAGAAUUUUGGCUCCAAAAAUCAGGUUAGUAGGCUCAUUUCCAUGUGCUUAAAAAUGUUUUUGUUAUUGUUAUACAUUGAUUAAGGGCUAGAGCAAGUAUGAAAUUAAAUGUCUUUUUCCUCCAAA